This is a messenger RNA of Xyrichtys novacula (pearly razorfish), 2101 nucleotides long. The record is from the annotation of a GenBank genome assembly. Lineage: Eukaryota; Metazoa; Chordata; Actinopteri; Labriformes; Labridae.
GAUGGCCAUUUCCGUACAGUGGGGCUCUCUUUGAAAUUCCACCCCUCCGCCUUUGUUGUGCACAGCGAGGGGCGGGAAGACAAACAGGUCCACAUGUAUAAAGAGAUCAUCCCAGGACUCAGAGGCAGGAGGCUUCGAAAGCAUAUCGUGCUGAAACUCUCUGGAAACUUUGGGAUUCAGGAUUCAAGGCCGCUUUGGAGUUUGUCUCUCACUCAUUUAUUUUUUAUCCAGGGGAUUUUUUUUCUCAUCUUCACCACACAGCAGAGUUUAGGAAAGGAAACAUGCAGCUCCCACCGGCGCAUCGCUUCUUGGCUGUGUAUCUCACGCUAUUUGGAUACUUUGGGGACGUUUACGCAGGGACAGUCCUGAUGAACUCUAACGCCAUCAAGAACUUGCCCGCUGCAGCAGGCAGUAAGGGGGCUGACACUGUCAGUCCGAGUCCACGCACGUCUCCGUCUAGUAGCAUAGGACAUAAAUCCCCCGUGGACACCUUGCAGGUAAUGCCCGUGCGUAAAAGUCAUUUCUGUGCGCAACGGAAAAAAGUUGCAUUCAUGUGAGUUUUAUGAGCGAUAUUUAGAUACGUAAAUGACACGCUGCGUCUUUAUUUCUGUUUGACAUUAGCAGUCAGGUGUUUGCACGGAUGAUGAAGACUGCGGGGGUGAUGAAUUCUGCAAUGACGCCCGAGGCGCCUGUCUGCCGUGCCGUAAGAGCCGGAAGCGUUGCGCACGGGACUCUAUGUGUUGUGCAGGAAACCGCUGCAGCAACGGUGAGUAAAGGCAUGAAAACUGAAAUAUGAAUGAAUCCAGAAACUGUACUCAUGAAGAUGCCGGAGAUAGUCAUGGUUCCGUGCAUAAUCCACGAGUUACCAUUCUGUCUUGUAUAUGAGCAUUUUGUGGUAUUCAUUCCUGUUUGAGCAGAAGAUGGAUGAUUUGAUAUUGAUGGGACUUUAAACGGACCCAAAACCUAACUCUUACUUUUGAUCAUUUCGCUAGGUGUUUGCCAGGCCAAUGACAUAGUUGGCACAGAUGCAUCCAUCAUCACAAGCUGGCACAAAAACAACACUAUGGAGCAUCACGGCAAGAGGCCCCCCACAGCUCACAGCCAUCAGCCUCAUGCUGUGAAAGGUGAGUGUCCUCUUGAUCUUUAUUACCUUCAGGUGGCACCUCAAGCAGUUUUCUGUGAGCUCUGUGCCAUAAAACAAAUUGUCUCAUCUCACCUCUUUCUCUAUCUCUAGGCCAGGAAGGUGAUACAUGCCUGAGGUCUGCAGACUGCUCUGAGGGUCUGUGCUGUGCCCGACACUUCUGGUCUCGCAUCUGCAAGCCCGUGCUGACAGAGGGCCAGGUGUGCACUCGCCACCGCAGGAAAGGCAACCACGGUUUGGAGCUGUUCCAGCGCUGCGACUGUGGCGACGGCAUGGCCUGCCGACCGGAGAAAGGAGAGCGAGAUCACAGUGUCAGCAGGACUGCAGCCCGGAACCUACACACCUGUCAGAGACGCUGACACAAACGUGGGGACACACACAGAGACAGAGAUACACACACACACACACUCACACACACAGCAAGCAAACCCAUAAAUCAGUCACAGACACUGACAAACACUUUUCCGCCUUGCAUACACCGGAGAUGCUGACACACACACAGAGACACCCAACACCUAAGACAUUCUUUCCUGCCAAAGUUGCUGACAAAAACAGCACCCGGAAGGAUAGACAUGAUUCCUGGAAAAUUGAUACACCCAGAGGGAUGCAACAGAGCAAGACGGACUGAUCCAAUUCCACAUCAACAGAUAAGGAGUCGGAAGUUAGGCAGUGACAUUUCAGAAGUCUUGGGAAGAUCGAUUCAUGUCGUCGGUAAUGGCAGAGCUGUUUUGUUUCUCUUUUUAUGGAACUUCAAGCCUCAGUUAUUGCAGUAAAUUACUGUUUUGUAAAUAGUAUCUUAGAGGUGGCACUUAAUUGAGCUAUUGAAUUCUGUCAACACCAGUAUUAUAAGGACAUGGUGCUGCAUGCAAUGUAAAUGUGUUAUAUAUUGUUUUAUAAGAAAAUGUUAUAUAUAGAAAAGCUGGAUAUAUUUGUUUUAUUAAACAUCAUGUGAUAACCUCA